AUGGCGGCGAUAAUACAGGAGGUGGCGGCGCCGCAGGCCCCCGGUGCCGUGCAGUGGCCCCACACUCUGUGUGAAGGGGCGGAGGCCGUGUUUUCCCAGCAGCCACAGGACCUGGUGGUGGUGGCGGGCCAGCCGGUGACGUUGCCGUGCACCAUCCCCGGUUACCACGGCGUCGUCCUGUGGAUCAAAGACGGCCUAGCGCUGGGAGUUGGCAGGGACCUCGCCGGCUACCCUCGCUACACAGUGAUUGGCGACCACGGUUCAGGAGAGCAUCACCUGCGAAUCCAGCGCGUCGAGCUGAUGGACGACGCUGUGUUUGAGUGCCAGGCCGUCCAGGCUGCCAUGAGGUCCCGUCCUGCCCGCCUCACCGUGCUGGUUCCCCCGGAGGACCCGGUCAUCGGCGGCGGGCCAGUGGUGAGCCUGAGGGCCGGCGACCCGCUCAACCUCACCUGCCACGCCGACAACGCCAAGCCGGCGGCCUCCAUCAUCUGGAUCCGCAAUGGAGAGGUCCUCAACGGGGCCAUGUAUUCCAAGACGUUGCUGCGCGACGGCAGGAGAGAGAGCACCGUGAGCACGCUCUACCUGUCGCCCUCCAACAUCGAGACGGGUCAGCAGAUCACCUGCAAGGCCUCCAACAAGGCGGUUCCCAACGGCAAGGAGACCAGCGUCACCAUCGACAUCCAGCAUCUCCCACUUGUCAAUCUGUCCGUGGAGCCUCAGCCUGUUCUGGAGGGCAACCUCGUGAGAUUCCACUGCUCCGCAAAGGCCAACCCUCCCGUCACACUGUACAGGUGGGCCAAGGGAGGAGGCGUCAUCAAGGAGGUCUCCGGAGACACGUACGAGGUCAUCGUGGACCACUCCUUCUUCACGGAGCCCGUCUCCUGCGAGGUCACCAACUCCCUGGGCAGCACCAACGUCAGCCGCAACGUCGACGUCUACUUCGGCCCCCGCAUGGCCGCGGAGCCUCAGUCUCUGCAAGUGGACCUCGGCUCGGACGCCGUGUUCAACUGUGCGUGGACGGGGAACCCCUCCCUCACCAUCGUGUGGAUGAAGAGGGGCUCCGGCGUGGUCCUGAGCAACGAGAAUCUCCUCACGCUGAAGUCCGUGAGGCAGGAGGACGCCGGCAAAUACGUCUGCCGCGCCGUGGUGCCGCGCGUGGGAGCCGGGGAGAAGGAGGUCUCGCUCACCGUCAACGGGCCUCCCACCAUCUCCAGCACACAGACUCAACAGGCUCUGCACGGAGAAAAGGGACAAAUCAAAUGCUUCAUCCGGAGCACACCUCCUCCGGACCGCAUCGCCUGGUCGUGGAAAGAAACCGUGCUGGAGUCCGGGACGUCCGGCCGCUACACGGUGGAAACGGUCACGACGGAGGAAGGCGUCAUCUCCACGCUGACCAUGAGCAACAUCGUGCCGGCGGACUUCCAGACCAUCUACAACUGCACGGCCUGGAACAGCUUCGGCUCGGACACCGAGAUCAUACGCCUUAAGGAACAAGAAUCCCUCCCCGUGGCGGUGAUCAUCGGCAUCGCCGUGGGAGCGUUCGUGGCCCUCAUCGUCCUCAUGGGCACCGUCGGCGCGUUCUGUUGCACCCGCUCCCAGAGAAAGGAAGCGCACCUGGUUAUGCCCUCACUGCCCGUCUCCAUCUGUGCUCACCAGAGAGAACUUGCAAGCAAAAUUAAGACAGAAAAUCUGAAAGGAGCGGUGUCGGCGAAGAACGACAUCCGGGUGGAGAUCGUCCACAAGGACCACAACGCGGCGCGCGAGAGCGAAGAGCACACCUCCAUGAAACAGCUGAUGGUGGAGCGAGGGGAGUUCCAGCAGGAGUCGGUGCUGAAGCAGCUGGAGGUCCUGCAGGAGGAGGAGAAGGAAUAUCAGCACAUUAAGGACCCGACUAACGGCUACUACAGCGUCAACACCUUCAAGGAGCACCACACGCCCACCACGGCGGGCAACCAGUCGGCCGAGGCGGCGAGGAACCCCGCCGGCGCGGCCACGCUGGGCAAGCAGCGGGUGCCGACGGGCAUGUCCUUCACCAACAUCUACUCCACCCUGGGCGCGGGCCCCAACCGCCUGUACGACUACAGCCAGCGCUUCGUGCUGGGCAUGGGCAGCAGCUCCAUCGAGCUGUGCGAGCGCGAGUUCCAGCGCGGCUCGCUCAGCGACUCCAGCUCCUUCAUCGACACGCAGUGCGACAGCAGCGUCAGCAGCUACAGCAAGCCCGACGGCUACGUGCAGUUCGACAAGGACAGCAAGGCGUCGGCCUCGUCCUCCUCCCACUACUCGCAGUCGUCCUCGCAGAACUCGGACCUCACGCGGCCCCUGCAGAAGCGCAUGCAGACCCACGUCUGACCACCAGGGCGGCGCAGGGAGGAGCGCUUGGAUGCGGGUUGCGGUCGCAGCGAGGAGCCGGGAUUGUAAGACUGUGACGCAAUGAGCUCCCGCCGGGGCUCGGAGAGCAACUGUGUUACCGUGUGUGUGUGUGUGUGUGUGUGUGUGUGUGUGUGUGUGUGUCCUCCGGGUGCCCGGAGACGGACAACACACCGCGAGACUUGUUUCAGACUUCGCAAAGUCCCCCCCCCCCC
Molecule: messenger RNA, 2582 nt
Organism: Scophthalmus maximus (turbot)
Lineage: Eukaryota; Metazoa; Chordata; Actinopteri; Pleuronectiformes; Scophthalmidae
Product: kin of IRRE-like protein 3
Exons: 16
Coding region: 1-2349 (782 amino acids)
Biological process (GO): synapse assembly; cell-cell adhesion
Cellular component (GO): cell-cell junction
Molecular function (GO): cell adhesion molecule binding
Source: RefSeq, a predicted model, not a curated record